This is a messenger RNA of Macadamia integrifolia, 689 nucleotides long. RefSeq names its product abscisic stress-ripening protein 2-like. Bases 137 to 481 code for a protein of 114 amino acids. The transcript is spliced from 2 exons. NCBI's taxonomy places the organism in Eukaryota, Viridiplantae, Streptophyta, Magnoliopsida, Proteales, Proteaceae. The record is from RefSeq and is a predicted model, not a curated record.
UAUAAAAGAGAGGUUACCUUCCAUAGUCUCUUCACCAAUCAGCCUACAACCACUUUAGUAACAUUCCUUAGUCCUUACAACCAGAUUAAUUUCUGCUUUGUUGUUUCUUUAAUCACCUUUCUUAUCUCUCAUUACCAUGUCUGAGGAGAAGCACCACCACAGCCACCACUUUCACCACCACAAGGAGGAAAAACCAGCCGGAGAAAUGACCAAACAAGACUAUGAGAAACAAGUGAAACACCACAAACACUUAGAACAUGUCGCCAAGCUAGGUACUGUAGCUGCUGUUACUGUUGCUCGGCAUGAGAAGCAUAAGGCCGAGAAAGACCCAGAGAAUGCUCACACUCAUAAGAUCAAAGAGGAGAUUGCAGCAACAGCUGCAGUGGCUAGUGUUGGAUUUGCAAUCCAUGAGCACCAUCAGAAGAAAGAUGCUAAGAAGGAAAAAGAAGCAUCUUUCGGCAAGAAACACCAUCUCUUCUGAAAGUCAUUUCUUUAGUUCUUCUCCCCACCCCCUUAAUUUAUUUGCUUUUCUGUGAGAGAUGAGGGUGGGUGAGAUGUAUCCUUGUAGUUAAAUCAAAUUUAGGCUCACCCUUCAAUUUGAUUAAUGUUUCUCUCUUUGUGGCCCUAUUAAUAAAUGUAUCUUAGCUACUGUUUUAUUUAUUGGGUUAUAUAUACAACUUUUUUUUUUU